Molecule: messenger RNA, 4545 nt
Organism: Conger conger (European conger)
Lineage: Eukaryota; Metazoa; Chordata; Actinopteri; Anguilliformes; Congridae
Gene: pbx3b
Product: pre-B-cell leukemia homeobox 3b
Exons: 11
Coding region: 1193-2602 (469 amino acids)
Biological process (GO): neuron development; animal organ morphogenesis; brain development
Cellular component (GO): nucleus
Molecular function (GO): RNA polymerase II cis-regulatory region sequence-specific DNA binding; DNA-binding transcription factor activity, RNA polymerase II-specific
Source: RefSeq, a predicted model, not a curated record
CAUUUUGCUGUACGCUCAAGUGAGGCUAACGAAAAGUGGGACUCGGGCGAUUUUUUUUUUAUUUUAGGUCCUUGCUUCAUUUAUUAUUAUCACUAUUAUACAUUGCUCUGGUAUUUUGUUUUCGGUGUUUUCAGCGAGAAGAAAUGACAAGAUCAUAGACCCCUCCUCUCAUGGGCGGAGCGUGCAUUUUUAUUUCGAUUUUGUAUUUUUUUUCUGGUCCUGAUCUGACACGUCUGCAUUGAGUGAGUGGCAUUGGCACAUUGUCAAUCGCUCACUACCGCUGCCAUCAAACACCAUAAAGCACACAGUCAGAGAUUCGGACUCAUAAAUUUCAAAAGGCAGAUAUUUUUGCGCAUUGCUUUACAGCGUGUAAUUAAUUUUUCGUUAUUGUUUUAUUCAUUUUCCAAGUAAAUCUGCGAAACUUUUUUUUAAAUUGAAUUUGUAUUUUUGCUAUCACUAUUAUUGUUUAGCAGCCGGUACUAGUCAUUAAAUACAUUUAUUUUUCAUUUAUUUUUGGAAACAUUUAUAUGUUGAGUUUCUCAAGUAUUUUACUACCAACAUAGGUAUUGUAAACUACUUUGAUUUGCAUUGUUUAUUUAUUUUGUUUUAUUAUUUGUUUCCCACUUAGCGUCGGAUGUUUUGUUUCCUGGUGGUUUAAAUUGGGAUUUGAACAAGUUUGCAAGAAGAAUUACGCGGGGAGACAUAAUCGCAAGAAAGGUUACUAACAUAUGAAAGAAAUCUGCAAGGAGCUUUAGCAGUCAUAUCCAACACGUCAAAUCAAAGAAAAAAGACCAAUUGGAAAGAAGAUUCGAACAGGAUCAAAGGGACAGCGGCUGUCAUACGAAUACCGAAGUGUCAACAAUGAAAGUAUAGAUAUUGGAACUGCAAUUACGAACAAAAUAUUUAUCAUAUAUUUAUAAAACGGUGCUUCGAUUCAAGGAGAGAAGAAAAUAUUGCCAGAAGAAAGUGUUUACUGGGACAUAGAUUCGUCAUACUAUCUCUUGAUAGUGCCUCGUAUCAAUUUAUCGCUCUUUCUUAUUUUUUUGUGCGCAGUUGUUUUAAGAAUUAACGUUAUUCCUUGGUCCCUCUUGUGCCGAACAGACUUGAGAAUUGGCUUUGCAUGUGAUUUUUUCCAAGCUCCAUUUCUUUGCGUUGGUUCGUAAGAAGUGCAUUGAUUGUGUUGCGGCAGACUAUGGACGAACAAGCCCGGAUAAUGCAGGCUCUCGGCGGUGUCAGCCUUGCUGGUCACUCGGUACAAGGAGGCAUGGCACUGCCGCCACCGCACGGACACGAAGGGACGGAUGGGGACGGAAGAAAACAAGAUAUUGGGGACAUUCUGCAUCAAAUAAUGACCAUAACUGACCAAAGUCUGGAUGAGGCGCAAGCAAAGAAACAUGGACUGAAUUGCCACAGAAUGAAACCGGCCCUCUUCAGUGUGCUAUGCGAGAUUAAAGAAAAAACAGGGCUGAGUAUCCGCGGGGCGCAGGAGGAGGACCCCCCGGACCCCCAGCUCAUGCGGCUGGACAACAUGCUGCUGGCGGAGGGCGUGUCCGGGCCGGAGAAAGGGGGCGGGUCCGCCGCGGCCGCCGCGGCUGCCGCCGCCUCGGGGGGCGCGGCCGACAACUCCAUCGAGCACUCCGACUACAGAGCCAAACUCACCCAGAUCCGGCAGAUCUACCACACAGAGCUGGAGAAAUACGAGCAGGCGUGUAACGAGUUCACCACACACGUGAUGAACCUGCUGAGGGAGCAGUCUCGGACCCGGCCCAUCUCGCCCAAGGAGAUCGAGCGCAUGGUGGGCAUCAUCCACCGCAAGUUCAGCUCCAUCCAGAUGCAGCUCAAACAGAGCACCUGCGAGGCCGUCAUGAUCCUGCGCUCACGAUUCCUCGACGCCAGGCGGAAAAGGCGAAACUUCAGCAAGCAGGCGACGGAAAUCCUGAACGAGUAUUUCUACUCUCACCUUUCGAACCCUUACCCCAGCGAGGAAGCCAAAGAGGAGCUGGCUAAGAAGUGCAGCAUCACCGUCUCCCAGGGGGUGGGAACCACCAUCACAGUAUCACAGGUGUCCAACUGGUUCGGCAAUAAGAGGAUUCGGUACAAGAAGAACAUCGGAAAGUUCCAGGAAGAAGCCAACCUCUACGCCGCCAAGACGGCGGUUACAGCCGCCCACGCGGCCGCAGCAGCGGUGCAGAACAGCCAGACGAACUCGCCGACCACGCCCAACUCCGGAUUCCAGAUGAAAGAUGAAGAGUUUCAGCUGGACUCCGCAGAGAGCAAAAACACUCUUUUAACCAACAUGUUCACUGGUUCCUCAAGUUCUUUUAACCUCCCAAACUCUGGGGACAUGUUCAUGAGCAUGCAGAAUCUGAAUGGGGAUUCUUACCAAGGGGCACAAGUUGGAGCCAAUGUGCAGUCUCAGGUGGAUACCCUGCGUCAUGUUAUCAAUCAGACGGCAGGAUACAGUGAUGGCUUGGGGGGAAACUCUCUGUACAGUCCACACGGCUUGAACGCUAAUGGGGGAUGGCAAGACGCAACCACUCCAUCUUCUGUUAUUUCCCCAACAGAAGGUCCGGGAAGUGUACACUCCGAUACCUCUAACUGAUGACACUGACGCGUCCCUUCCCCAGCUGCAGAGCCCCAGAUUCACACAGACUGACCAAUCAGAGAGCCUGACCAUGAACAAACUCUUUCUGAAAACCAAUCAUUCGCCGGCAUCUUACGGGGAACCCUGCCCCCCCUGCUCCUGAGUGACAUUCACACCAUCUUGGACUCCUGGGGAAAAAAAAGUAUUUGAAUUUUUCUUGGGCAAAAUCAGAGAAGUCCAUCAACCUACACCUACACGUUUCAACUGGAUUUCUUUUUUUUCCCUCCCGGAAGAGCUUUUCUUUUCUUAAUAGAUAUGCAUCCGUAUAGUGUAUAAAGUAUUAAUAUCAUUUUGAUGAAAAAAUGCCUGCCCAAAGGUUGUUUGGGAAUGAUGGGUUGAAUUCUUGCGGACCUUACAAGCCAAGCAAGUGUCAGAAACCCAAAUCAGGCUACACUCUCAGAGUUGUUGCCUCCUCAGAUUUUUAAAAUCUGUUCAUUUCUUACAUUUUUACGAUCUAUUUUGCAGUCUUCUUCACUCCACUCUAGAAAGACCCUUGUUCCCUUUGAUUUGAAAAACACAGGAGGUCCCAGUGAGGCUUAAAACUGCCUCAAUCAUAACUUGCUUUAGGAAUGAAGUGUUAUUACUCUGAAUCAAUAUGAUUUGGGAACUGCAUAGCACACCAUUAGUGACCAUUUCGCAUAUUGUGUUUUUCUAUUGGUCCAUUUUUCAUAGUUAUAUGCUCUAUAGCCUAUUCGAAAAGCAACAUUUGCAUUACAAGUUCAGAAAGCGCAGAGUGAUUUCUGACACUUCUGUGCUAAUUUGUGUGUUUAACAGGGCUAAAGGUUACAAUUUCUGGCAGCUUGGGGAAUUCAUUUUUGAUUACGUUUUCGCCUUACAACCCAACAAUUUGCAAUGUUUGAGAAAUCUUUGCUGUGGCACUGAAUUAGAUGUGUAAAUUAGCCAACUGUGCAUUCCAUUCUUGGGAAAUGCUUUUUAAAAGUGACAGGUCCUGACACCAUUUCUUGCAUAAGUAAGUAAAAGAUGACCAUUUACCAAUAUUUGUAACUUUUUCUUUUUUACUUGGAAGUCAUAUUAAAUGUCUAACCCAUUCUUGGAAAUGAUGGAAAUAAUGGGUCUUACAGUAAAACCAACCAGUUAUGGUACUCUCUCAGCAACUAAAGACACCAAUCACACAAAGCAUAAUGUAUAUAAUGUAGCUUAAGAGUAUAUAUACAUCCCACCAAUCAAAACACAGCUUUAUUACCUCAUGCGAACUCAUAGAAACCAAUAGAAUUUCAACAUGUUCUAUAGCUUAGAGUGCUCACUUACUACCUCUAAACAAUAUCACUACCAUUUUUUCGUCUUUUUUCAUUUUGUAUUUUUAUUUAGUUAAUUUGAUUGCAUCUUGUAAUAAACACUUUGUUUCCCCUCAUGUAAUCUAAUGUAUAUUUUAAUCUUUUAAGAAAAUGAAGUUGCUUUGUUGCAAUUUUUAAAAAGUAAAAAAAUACAAUAAAAAAAUAAAUAAUGACGAUGAUAAACCGUGCGUGUGUGGGUGGGUUGUGGGAAAGGGACAGGGAAAUCGUUGGUCGUAAAUUAACACCAAACAGUAAAACUGUUGUAAAUAUGGAAGAACAUUUUGAAUGUUGCUCAUCUUGUUACUAAUCCAUGCAAAAAAAAUCAUAAUUAAAAUAGCUGUAAUGCAUAGAGGUUUUCAGUAUUCAGAACUGUACAUUUCACACCCUGUGUGACAGGGUGGCCCCUUUCUCUCUCUUUUUUGUAUUGUAUGUGAUUCUGAAACUGAUAAGGUCAUGAAAAGAUUAUUUGUGGCAGUGAUUCUAAUGUAUUAAAAAAAAAAUGUUUCGUGUUACUUUCUAACCAGACUACACCCUGGACUGAGAAGUCUUCCUUGUGGUAGAUAUGUGUAGUUUCAAACCAUGAAUAAACUUUUUGCUUUCAUGAUA